CGCGAAUCCCGAUCUCGGUGUCUGUCGGCAGCGGGCCGCACGGGGACUUACGAGGAGCAAAGGCGAACGGUGCCGGUCAUAGGUAUUAUCAUAUUGGGGUUGGUUGUGUCUGCGGAGCGCAAGAACUUUCGGGCCAUUGUCAUCGCGUUCGACGAGAAAGCGGGCGACGGGGUCUCGCUCGAUCUACACUUGUAUACAUAUAUAUAUAUAUAUAUAUGUAUGUAUAUAUAGAUGUGUGUAUAUAGAAAAAAAAGGACAUAUAUGUGCAUGCAUAUAUCGCGCGAUAAUACACACGAGUAGCGAGAGCAAAGGGAACGGCUACGUGCGUGCGUCGUCGUGCGUGCCAGUGUGUGCGGGUGCGUAUCCGAUCGGUGCGUGUAUGCGAGGGCAACCGCGUGCGGGCGGUUCCCACACGUCCGUGCAACAAGUGUCAUUAGACUCGGUGGAAUAUCGGUGCUGUACGGCGCGCGGUGGAAAUAAAACCGACUGCGUUAUUUCGAGGGGUCCGUGAAAGAGAGACCGCCGUGCAUGGUGCCCUCGUUCUUCCACCUCCAGCAGCCAGCGAGAGAGAGGACCGUCGGCGAGGAUGGGCUGCGCGGUGAGCACCACCGGCGAGAAAGAAGCCGCGGAAAGAUCGAAGAAGAUCGACAAGGAUCUCAGAGCGGAUGGCGAACGAGCCUCCAGCGAGGUCAAACUUCUGCUGCUCGGAGCGGGGGAGUCAGGAAAGUCCACUGUAGUAAAACAAAUGAAAAUUAUUCAUGAGACCGGCUAUAACAAGGAGGAAUGCGAACAGUAUAAGCCUGUAGUAUACAGUAACACAAUUCAGAGUCUAAUGGCAAUAAUUAGAGCCAUGGGACAGCUUAGAAUCGAUUUUGUGGACCCUAAUAAAGCGGACAUAGCACGCCAAUUUUUUACUCUAGCUUCUGCAGCGGAAGAAGGUGAACUUACCGGGGAGCUGGUGCUGUUAAUGAAACGGUUGUGGCAAGACCCAGGGGUACAGCUUUGCUAUACGCGUAGCAGAGAAUACAAGAUCAACGAUUCUGCAGCGUAUUAUCUUAAUGCCUUAGAUCGCAUAGCUCAACCUAAUUACAUUCCAACUCAGCAAGAUGUUCUCAGAACACGCGUGAAAACCACUGGAAUAGUGGAAACGCAUUUUUCUUUUAAGGGCCUACAUUUCAAAAUGUUCGACGUUGGCGGCCAGCGGUCAGAAAGAAAAAAGUGGAUACACUGUUUCGAAGGUGUUACUGCCAUUAUCUUCUGCGUCGCUCUGAGCGGGUACGACUUGGUCCUCGCAGAAGAUGAAGAGAUGAAUAGAAUGAUAGAAUCAAUGAAAUUGUUUGAUUCUAUUUGCAAUAGUAAAUGGUUCGUUGAAACAUCGAUCAUUUUAUUCUUAAACAAGAAAGAUCUUUUCGAGGAGAAGAUCACAAGGAGUCCUUUGACUAUUUGUUUCCCAGAGUAUAAAGGUGCAAAUACGUAUGAAGAAUGUGCUUCCUAUAUUCAAAUGAAGUUCGAGAAUUUGAAUAAAAGGAAAGAUCAGAAACAAAUUUACACGCACUUCACUUGUGCUACCGACACGACUAAUAUUCAAUUUGUGUUCGAUGCUGUAACUGACGUCAUAAUCAAAAAUAAUUUAAGCAAUUGUGGCUUACUAAGUUAAACAUUCCAAUACUCUGUUGAAUAUGAAAGGGUAGAUCUAUGUCUGUGGUUUAAAAACUAAUGCAAAAAACACGAAGGAUACACGUGAGAGACUGAACAAGAAUUGUUAGGACCAGAAAUGUUCUGUGUAUACUAUCCCAUCUGCCGAUUGGGCAACAUUUUACACUUUGGCAUCUUAUUCGAUGUUCACGAUAUUUUUGUUUAGUAUUAUAUAACGACUUAGUGGAUCCUAUUUGCCUCAACAUCGUUUUCAGACUGGAAGUUCAUAAUAUUUUAUACUCUAACAAGGUAGUUCUUAAUUUAUUCGACUUCUUGAUGCAACAUUUGGUAUUAAGUUGAAGUGAUAAAAAAAAAUUUGAAGAAUCGCAAAAUUAGUAUAUUAUACUCUUACAGACAAUAGCAGAUACUAUUUGCAAAUGAAAGGAUACUUGGUUUCUACCAAUUGUAUUUAGUAUAUUAACCAGAACCUAGUUAGAUGUUAAUUUAGUGAUAUCUUUUUGUAUAUAAUUUAUUCGCUAAAAAGACUCUGUUUUUACUGAAUGGAAAUAUAUUUCCAUGAUUGUGGUCAAAGCUAUUCAACUUUUUCGUGAAUGUUUAUAUUCUUAUGACAGAUACAGCUCUCUGUGACUAUAGGAUAUAUUUAUACAAAUGAAAUUUGAUAAAAUUCUUUUUAUAUGUAUUAUUAAAUAACAUUUGAAAGGCUGUCAUUAUUGCUCUACCUUCCAUACAAGACAGUGCUAAGAGUUAGAGAUCUUGAGAUUAAUUCAUUCUAAUACUGAGAUGAAUGAAUACAUUUUUUAAAUAAAAGUUAAUGUCUUUUCUUUUUUUUGUUUAAUUUUUAUAAUUCAUGUUGUGAGAUUUGUACAAAGGAAAAUUUGUAAUUUCGUACAUUAUGGAGAAGAGCAAUAAAAUGGCCAUGUGUAAUUUAUUU
Nomia melanderi (Alkali bee) is the source of this 2587-nucleotide messenger RNA. It is a transcript of the gene Galphai, whose product is annotated as G protein alpha i subunit. NCBI's taxonomy places the organism in Eukaryota, Metazoa, Arthropoda, Insecta, Hymenoptera, Halictidae. Gene Ontology annotation, cellular component: cytoplasm; heterotrimeric G-protein complex. Gene Ontology annotation, biological process: adenylate cyclase-modulating G protein-coupled receptor signaling pathway. Gene Ontology annotation, molecular function: G protein-coupled receptor binding; GTPase activity; GTP binding. The record is from RefSeq and is a predicted model, not a curated record.